Messenger RNA from Meloidogyne enterolobii, 729 nucleotides. NCBI's taxonomy places the organism in Eukaryota, Metazoa, Nematoda, Chromadorea, Rhabditida, Meloidogynidae. The record is from the annotation of a GenBank genome assembly.
AUGCUUAAUAAUUUAAAUAUUCUAUUCAAUAUUUUAUUUAUCUGUCAGUGUAUAAGGACAAUAUUUUCUUGUAUAAGCCUUGGUGGUUGUUCUUUUGUCAGUGGAUAUCCAGGCUAUCAAAGAUGUUUAACCGCAAGUGGGGCUACUUAUUACAGAAAUUGUUAUGGAGGUAUUUGUAGACAUCAUCACAGUCUAAAAGGCUCGCAAACAUUGUCGUUAAAUGAGUCUGAUAGUAGAGAAAAUAAUAAAACUAAUGGAGAUGAAAAUGGAGAGGAGGGAAAGGAUGAUUUUGGAGCUAUUCAAACAAAUCCAGAUUCAAUAUUUCUUGAAUGUUGUAGAAGUUGGUCAUUGCCUUCCCAGUGUUUAAUUAAAUGUUCAUUUAAUAAUUAUACAGCAGAAACACUUCGUUCAAUGUUUCUCAAUUCUAAUGAUUGCCCCAUAGAAUCUGCUUCAAUUAUACAUUUCUGUGCUUCACAAAACCAAGACCAUCGUGAAUGUUGUCUCCGUUCUGGUAUUGAACAGACUAGAGCUGGGCCAAAAUGUCUUCUUUUUUGUGACCAAAUGCCUGAAAAUGAAACUUUACUCGAUUUAAGUUAUUUGCCCUGUUUUGAAAAAUUUUCAGAGAUGAAACGCUGUUUUUAUGAAAAUUCUUUAAGGACAAUAGACUAUUUGGAAGCAGAAAUGAGAGAAUUAAGGAGAGGAAAUGAGCAAGUUUUGACGGGUAUUUAA